GUUCAAAGGGAAUGGGCCGGGCCGUACCGUUUCCCCUCCUCGAUCUCCUCCCACACCGCACAGCCGUCUCUUCCUCUCUCCUUCCCCCCGAGGUCUCCAAGUCGUCCGCCCGCCUCUGACGUCGCCCCGACGUGCCCACCCCGCCUGCCCAAUUGAGGAACCUUUGAAGUCGACGCCCUCGGUAUCUGCUCCGUUACCGCCAGAGCUCUCUCCUCCUUUCUCACACGAGCCUCGAUCCUCUCCGACGUGAGAUAGGCAUCGACGGGGCAUUUAAAGAUAAGGGUUUAUGGAUUAAGUAGAAGAGUAAGGGAUGUAAAGGUAAACUGGCUUUGGCAUUUUUGUUUACUUUCAGGUUUAAACUUUGAAGAACGUUAUUUUGUCUCUCGUAAUUGCUUCAUUGGAAUUACUUGCUAGUUGGAAUUCGUCAGAUGCAGACUUUCCCAGUUUAUGGACGAUUCAUCUUCGUUUAGAAAAUGCUUUCUUUAAAGAGAUUUAACUUUCUUUCUUCACCAUGUUCAACCCAAGCUGUCCUUUCAUUGCUUUCUGGAUUUCACUGCAAAGUGACAGAUACUUCUGUGUAUGGGUCACUGGCUCCAUUAAUUGGCGAGACCAAUAAGCUGUUAGUUUAUUGCACUGAAAGCAAGAUGGAGGCAAUCAGAUUCACGACUUGGGACGACCCUUGUUAUAAACGAUUCUGUACAAUGGCUGAUACUCAUGAACCAUCUCGAUUAGCGUUGGAGCUAGAACAGGCAGUCGAUGAGCAAAGAUUUGAGGAUGCAUGGAUUGCAUAUGAGAAGCAUGUGUGGAUGGUUGGUCUCCCUAGGAAAUCAGUCUUGAGUAAGCUUAUAGUUUGUUUUACUGAGAGCUUUAAUAUCCAUUGGCUAAACAAAGCACACCGUGUAGUUGAACUGGCUUUUGCAGAAAGUAGGCCUGAUUUAUUGGAGAAAGAUGUGCUUAUUUACCUUGCUUUCAUCCUUUCAAGGUCACAGCUGUCUAUUCUUGCAACAAACAUUGUCAGAAAGUUGGUAAAGAUGGAAGCUUUCCCUCCAAUAACAGCUUGGUUGGGUAUCAUUGGCCAUAUGUGCCAAACAUCAACUGGUACUUUGCUUGCUGCUGAGUUAAUUAUGGAGAUUGGAUAUCUGUUCAAAGAUAAUGGGGUUGAUCCUCGUAAUGCUGUUGCCUUUAACAUAAUUUUGACUGGAUGCAUCCUUUUCGGAACUACUAGAAAGGCCGAGCAGCUUCUUGAACUAAUGCCAAUGAUUGGGAUGAAGCCUAAUUUAAACUUGCUUAUUGUGAUGGCUCAGAUAUACGAGAAGAAUGGGCGUAGAGAUGAACUAAUAAAACUAAAGAGGCAUGUUGAUGAGUCCAUUGGUCUUCGCGAUGUGGAAUUUCUACAGUUCUAUAAUUGCUUACUUUCCUGUCUUUUGAAGUUUAAGGAUUUCGAUUCAGCUGUGGGCAUGGUUCUGGACAUGCUUGGAAAAGCUAAGGAAGUGAGAGGGUCCUUGGCUUCUCCAAAGUCAUUGUUGCAAAUUGUUGAAGCUGCAAGUUCAUUUCGUUAUGAAAACCCAGGACAUGAAAAAUUGAGUUUGGACAAAUUCAAUUUGAUCGAGAACCUGGCUCCACUUUAUUUUGAUUUCACCAAGGAUCAAAGUUUUUCCAGGCUUGAAGCUGAGGCCAAAGAAUCACUUAAUUUGCUUUCAGAAAAGUUACAGGCUAAGGUUGAACUUGUUAAAUCUGAACAGGGCAUUCUUCAGCCUACAGAGAAAAUGUAUGCUAAACUUGUAAAUUCUUUGCUUGAAGCUGACAAAAUUAGUGGAUUGGCGUCUUUUCUAAUCAAAGCAAGCAAGGAAGGUGCCCCUGUUUUUCUUGAAAAAUCUGCUGCUGUUCAAGUAAUAAAUUCUUGCAUUUCAAAUGGUUUACUAAAACAGGCACAUGAGCUACUGGAUGAGAUGAGAUUUUCUGGAAUUAGAGUAGGCUCUUCUAUGUAUUCUUCUCUCCUAAAAGCUUACUGUAAGAUCAAUCGACAUGCUGAAGCACUGACACUUCUAAAUGAUGCCCGUCAAGCAGGAAUUCAACUUGAUUCAAGCUGCUUUGAUGCUCUAAUCCAAUCAUGGACACAUCAGGAUAACUCGGGUGAUGCUUUGCACAUAUUUAAGGAGAUGAAAAAGUCCAACAUUUCAAGAUCCACCCAUGGGAGUUUUGAAACUUUGGUUGAAGGUUGUACCAGAGGUGGUGAAGCAGGCCAGAUGGUUAAGCUUUUAGAGGAAAUAAAGGACAUUCAGAAUGUAGACAGUGGUAUUCAUGAUUGGAACAGUGUGAUUCAUUUUUUCUGCAAGAAAAGGUUGAUUGGUGAUGCCCAAAAAGCUCUAAACAAGAUGAAAGCUUUAGGCCAUAUGCCAAAUGCUCAGACUUACCAUUCUUUGGUUACUGCUUAUGCUGCAAUAGGUGGGAAAUAUAGUGAAGUAACUGAUUUAUGGGGUGAAAUGAAAAUUCUUGCAAAUUCAAAGUUGAUGAAAUUUGACCAAGAGCUAUUAGAUUCAUUACUGUAUUGCUUUGUUAGGGGUGGCUUUUUCGUUCGAGCCAUGGAAGUCGUCGAGGUGAUGGAGCGAGAUCAGAUGUUCGUAGACAAGUACAAAUAUAGGUCUCUUUGGUUGAAGUAUCAUAGGACUUUGUACAAGGGAAAAGCCCCGAAGGUACAGACACAAGCUCAGCUGAAAAGAAGAGAAUCAACUUUGGCUUUCAAGAAAUGGAUUGCCUUAACAUAAGAUUAGAGCGCCUGCUCCUGUUCAGGUGAUUUUCAACUUGUCAUCUCAGCUUAUUGCAACACAAGUUUCUUCAAGAUAAAUGACAACUAUGGAAUAAUUGCAUGCACUAUGGAAGUAUAUUUUUUUUGUUAGUCUUACCCUACAAAAAAAAAUGUCCGAUUUGCUAUGAAUUGUUUUCCAUCGCAGAUAAGUUGUAGCAAAAUUUAACGACAAAAUAAAAUAGAAAUU
This is a messenger RNA of Zingiber officinale, 2993 nucleotides long. RefSeq names its product pentatricopeptide repeat-containing protein At1g03100, mitochondrial-like. The record is from RefSeq and is a predicted model, not a curated record. The coding region runs from base 474 to 2765 and encodes 763 amino acids. Gene Ontology annotation, molecular function: protein binding. Lineage: Eukaryota; Viridiplantae; Streptophyta; Magnoliopsida; Zingiberales; Zingiberaceae. The transcript is spliced from 2 exons.